AUGGCUAUGAGCCUCAAGGUGCUCAUACCGUUCCUGGUGGCCAUGAUGUUGGUGACGGGUGUCUGCAAUACUCUUCUCACAAAGUAUCAAGACAAUGUCUGCGUCCGAAAUUGCGAUGACCCCGAUCCUAAGAAACGAUCAUUAUUCGAGCAGCCGGUUAUACAGACGGCUCAAAUGUUUGUCGGAGAGAUGGGCUGCUGGCUCUUUGUUGGUGCAUUUUCUCUUUAUCGUCGCUAUGUCGCAAGUAGUCCAAAGCCCGAAGAGAUUGGGUACGAAGCAGUGGAUACACAUGAAGGAGAGGCUGCGGAUAACGAUGGAGCGAGUAUCAUGUCAAGCUCGACUGCGAAGAUAUUGGCAAUGAACGUGGAGGAGGAUAGAAUACCGUUAGUGGGGUGGAGAGUGUUACUUCUAGCCUUGCCGGCCAUUUGUGACAUCUGUGGAACGACUUUGAUGAACGUCGGUCUCUUGUUUGUAGUGCCCUCUAUAUACCAGAUGACCCGAGGUGCUUUGGUGCUCUUUGUUGGACUUUUCAGUGUUAUCUUUCUUAAAAGAAGACUGCAUCUAUUUCAAUGGUUCGCUUUAGCAACGGUUGUUCUUGGAGUUGCCGUUGUUGGCCUCGCUGGGGCCCUCUACCAGGAUGACAAAUCUGCACCAUCCUCAAUAGCACUCGUCCAUGAAGCACUUAAACUGGCGGCGAGGGAAGCCAGAACGCCAGAAGCCCUGCGCGCAAUUAUUGGCGUAUUUUUAAUUGCUGGCGCCCAAAUCUUUACAGCCUCUCAGUUUGUCUUGGAGGAAUACAUUCUGGAAAACUAUGCCUUGGAGCCUCUCAAAGUUGUAGGAUGGGAAGGCCUCUUCGGGUUUGGGGUCACGAUUUUUGGUAUGAUCAUCCUCCACCUCGCAGUCGGUAGGACUACUGCUGGAAGAUAUGGAUAUUUCGACCUUGUUGAAGGAUGGAGACAAAUCACGCACUACAAAGCCAUCCGGGUUUCAAGUGUACUUAUUAUGAUUAGCAUUGGUGGCUUCAAUUUCUUUGGACUCUCUGUGACUAGAACAGUCAGCGCUACAUCUAGAUCUACCAUCGACACUUGUCGUACGCUUUUUAUCUGGAUUGUAUCCCUAUUCCUCGGUUGGGAAACCUUCAAGUGGUUGCAAGUUCUCGGAUUUGCACUACUCGUUUACGGCACCUUCUUAUUCAACAACCUUGUUCGACCUCCUUUGAAAUCUUGCAUCGUACGUGAGAGGGUGGAGGAACUUCUUCCAGAAGAACCAGUUGAGCAUAUGUGA
Molecule: messenger RNA, 1284 nt
Organism: Sclerotinia borealis F-4128
Lineage: Eukaryota; Fungi; Ascomycota; Leotiomycetes; Helotiales; Sclerotiniaceae
Source: the annotation of a GenBank genome assembly